Chelmon rostratus (copperband butterflyfish) is the source of this 3439-nucleotide messenger RNA. It is a transcript of the gene klhl32, whose product is annotated as kelch-like family member 32. Gene Ontology annotation, molecular function: protein binding. The record is from RefSeq and is a predicted model, not a curated record. Bases 222 to 2084 code for a protein of 620 amino acids. NCBI's taxonomy places the organism in Eukaryota, Metazoa, Chordata, Actinopteri, Chaetodontiformes, Chaetodontidae. The transcript has 11 exons.
CGCCGCGCUCCUCUCUCUUCUCGCCGCAGAUGUACAAGAGAUCAACCACGGACAUCAAAUGAGAGUUGUCGCGGAGGCGCCGCCGGAGGGGACGGGACUAAAUCAUAACACAUUCAUAUGAGGCUGAUGUAUGUUCCCGGUGAGGAGACUACAGUCCUCAGGAGGCACAUAGCACCUCCCCUCCAUUUCCACCACCAUCUCCUCUUCCUUUGUCCAGGGGCAUGCCUUCUGAACCCAGCCUCAGCAGUAGGGAGAUGCUGACAGGACAGAGGCUCUGUCAGUCAAAGUCCCACCAGGACUCGGUCCUCUCUGCCCUCAACCAGCAGAGGAAGGAUGGCUUGCUGUGUGACGUCACCCUGGUCGCCGGCGAGCAGAAGUUCCACGCGCACAAAGCCGUCCUGGCAGCGUGCAGCGAUUACUUCAGGGCCAUGUUCAGCUUGUGCAUGGUGGAGAGUGAAGCAGACGAAGUGACUCUGCAAGGAGUGACCAGUGUUGGCUUGAAGCACGCUUUGGACUUUGCCUACACCGGACAGAUCCUGCUGGAGCCGGCGGUGAUCCAGGACGUCCUGUCUGCAGGCAGCCACCUUCAGCUGCUGGAGCUCCUCAGCCUCUGCUCCCACUACCUCAUCCAGGAGCUGAGCAGUGUGAACUACCUGGAGUUGUACCGCGUGGCCGACCUGUUCCACCUCCCCACCUUAGAGGAGGCUGUGGUGGGCUUCCUGGUGGAGCAUCUGUCUGAGCUGAGCCAGAGCAGGCAGGACGAGGCCCUGCAGCUGCCCUACCGCCUCCUCAGGGAGGUGCUGAAGAGCGACCGCCUCACCUCCCUGAGCGAGGAAGAGAUAUGGAAGUUGGUGGUCCUGUGGCUGGAACACGACUGUCGCUACCAGUACACCGAGGAUCUACUCCAGCAUGUCCGCUAUGGCCUGAUGGAUGUCCCCACACUGCACCACCUUGCCCGUAGCCACCCUCUGGUCCAGUCCAGCCCUACUGCUGCUGCCCUCGUGGAGGAGGCCCUGGAUUACCACCACACCACCUUCGCCCAGCCCCUCCACCAGUCAGCCCGUACCAGGCCUCGUUUCCAGUCUCUCACCCUUUACAUCGCAGGCGGGCGGAAGCGGGAGGUGAGCAGAGUCAGGGAGCUGCGGUACUUCAACCCGGCUGCACAGGAGCACGUACGCGUCGCAGGGGGGUCAAACUGGAGCGAGCUAACACCCAUGCCCACUGGACGCAGCCACCAUUGUGUGGCCGUAAUGGGCAACUUCCUGUUUGUUGUGGGAGGGGAGGCGGAGCAUGCCACCGGGAGGACGUGUGCGGUAAGGACUGCUUGUCGGUAUGACCCCAGGGGCAACUGUUGGACUGAGAUCGCCCCCAUGAAGGCCUGCAGAGAACACUUUGUCCUGGGCGCUCUGGGUCAGUACCUGUACGCAGUGGGGGGCAGGAACGAGCUGAGGCAGGUGCUGCCCUCGGUGGAGCGCUACUGUCCCAAGAGGAACAAGUGGAUGUUUGUCCAACCCUUCGACCGCUCGCUGUCCUGCCACGCCGGCUGUGUGGCUGACAACCUGCUCUGGGUCUCAGGUGGGGUGACGAACACAGCUCAGUACCAGAAUCGACUGAUGGUGUACGACCCAGAACAGGACCAGUGGCUGGCCCGCAGUCCCAUGUUGCAGAGGCGGGUUUACCACGUCAUGGCGGCGGUGAGGAGGCAUCUCUAUGUGCUAGGCGGGAACGACCUGGACUACAACAACGACCGCAUCCUGGUCCGCCAUAUCGACUCCUACAACAUGGACCUGGACCAGUGGACGCGCUGCUCCUUCAGCCUCCUCACGGGUCAAAACGAGUCUGGAGUUGCCGUCCACGAUGACAGGAUCUAUGUGGUUGGAGGAUACUCCAUUUGGACCAACGAGCCUCUGGCAUGCAUUCAGGUGCUGGAUCUGAGCACAGAGGGGAAGGAGGAGGUUUUCUAUGGGCCGACACUGCCGUUCGCCUCUAACGGGAUAGCGACUAGUUUCCUCCCUGCUCCUUACUUCACCUGCCCAAACCUACAGACUCUACAAGUACCUCAUCACAGGAUAGGUGCUGUUUAAACGGCUGAUGAACAAAACGCCAGAAAACACGAAACAGUCUCGACUCAACCCUGGAUGUCAGUAUUUAUGACCGUGACUGACAAAAACGUACCCGAUCAUAGUAAUCAUUGUGGAACCUGCCAUCUCUGUCACAGGAGUGUACAGGGAUUUCUUUGAGACCCAAAUGUAAUAACAAUACUUUUCCUCUACAAGAGCCAUGUUAUUCUGCAGGCUUCUAGGAGACUGAAAAACAAGCAGCUGUCUCAGUAAUGCAGCGUAUCUGCUGAAUUUCCCCCAAGACUGAGACGCUCGUCAUGAUGUCCAGUGAAGACGCGAUGAGCAGGCUAAGAAAAUAACUCCACGGGGAUUAGAAUUCCCAAAGAAGACAGGAACAAAAUGCCAAUCCUAUUACCAAUUAAGUGACUUGUGGUAAAGAGACAUUACUGAAUUGCUCAACUGUCCACAGGUUGAAGGAAACUGAUGUUUUUGUAACCCAUUAGAGGGCUGUGGGAGCUUCUCUCUGUGUAACAUCAUUCAUCAAACCUCUAUAAUCACUUUGGUGGCCUGAAAAACAUAUGCAGGAUGUUUUUCAAGAUGCAGAGGACAAACUGUUUUCUCGUUGACUCGCAGGUCCUUCGAAAUUACAUAUUGGGUUAGCGAGUGUCAAGAGCCUGGGGCUGAAGCUCAUCAGUGCAUAAAUGACCAUGUCUUGUUAUUUUUACUCAAAUAGGGCAAAAAAUGCUUUUAUUAAUCUGCAUUAACACACUGCUGUACGUGUCUAUGUUAUCGACUCGCAAAAUUUUUAUGACGCUCAGGACCUAAGACUGUUUAUGUUCAAUUGAAUGUCUGGUCAUUGUCAUCAUUCAGAGACUAUCUGCUGAAUAUUCCCCAAAGUGUGUAUAUGAUAUUAUAAAAAACACUCCCUUGCGCUGAUUUUCAAAACAAAAUUGCUUUACUUUGACCAAAAGGGAGAAAAUGUGACGCCUGCACUCCCCCCUUUUGCCCAAAACCACGUGUCUGAAAGAAUACAUGCAGCGUUUUCAGAAUAAAGAAGCUACGUACAUAAAUGGCAGUGGGAUGUAUUUUAUAUGAACUGCUAAGAGCUAUGAUGGAGGUGAAUUAUUUAGCAGCAAAAGAUAACCAAACACUAAGUUAAAGCAUCAUGUCUACUUUGUCUUUUGCUCGUCAGACCACCUUAUUAUUUAUUCUUUAUAGGAACCCCAUUAGCUUGUGCAGACUGCUCGCUAGUCUUCCUUCCUGACCCAUCAACAAAAAUCACAAUUUAAAAGUCACACUGUAUGAAUAAGACUAAUAAUGCAGUGUGAUCCAGGUAUAAGGACCAUCUAUGAUAAAUUGCUUGAUUUCUGUUUAAGUGA